AUGCAGCAGCAGCAGCAGCAGAUGCAGCAGCAGCAGCAGCAGCAGCAGCAGCAGCAGCAGCAGCAGCAGCAGCAGCAGAAGCAGCAGCAGCAGCAGAUGCAGCAGCAGCAGCAGCAGCAGAAGCAGCAGCAGCAGCAGAUGCAGCAGCAGAUGCAGCAGCAGCAGCAGCAGCAGCGGCAGCAGCAGAUGCCUCAGCAGCGCAUGCAGCAGCAGCCCAGCAGCAACAGGCAUGCGCUGUUUUGGCAACCAGUUUUGUUCUUGCCGACUUCCGCGCUGCGGAGCCCUCUCAUUGAGGCCUCCUUACUGCUACAGUUAGGCGGCAGCAGCAGCAGCAGCAGCAAGAGCAGCAGCACAGCCGCAGGCGAGCUGGUGGAAGCCACGCCUGCUCCAUGUUUUGGCUGUAGCUGCCGCAGGAAGCACCGGGGAUGUCAGCUGCUGCUCGCGGAAUUUCGGCGUUUGUACACCGCAGGAGGCUCUGCAGCAAGCUGCAGCAGCUGCAGCAGCAGCAGCUGCAGCAGCAGCCGUUGCUGCGUAAUUGCAGGGCGGGAGCGCCCCCAAAGUGGCGCAAGGGGCUGCAGCAAUGGGUGCGUGUGGGCGGACUUCUGGGGAGGCGAAGCAUCCUCAAGCGCACGGGCAGAAGCAGCAUAUCAGCAGGUUGAGGCAGCGCUCGCUGUGGCCCUUGUGCGGCAUGAGCUCCAGACCCUCUCCUGCCUCCGCUCGGCAGCAGCAGCAGCAGCAGCAGCAGCAGCACACAGCAGCAGCAAACUGGCGAAGCUAGGCCGUCUACUUGCAGAGGGUGCGCCUCUCUCCGGCUGGAACGCAGCUGUGACAAAUGGUGCACCUUUUUGCUCCGGCGCGGUCGCCUUAGAAAGACUGCUGCUGCACCUCUGGGGCGUGGUGGUACAGCAGCAGCAGCAAAUAGCAGCAGCCAGUGCUGCUGACCUAGGUGUGCGGCUGCUGCGGCAGCAGCACUGUCGCAAUCAGCUGCAUCAGCAGCAGCAAACUGCUGCGUCGUCCGACCCCCUCUCAAGGCUGCAGCAGAAGCAGCAAGCACAGCAGCAGCCGGUUGCUGCAGGGGCGGUUGCUUCAGCAGCAGCUGCUGCAGCGGCAGUGCGCCCACACAGUACAGUUCUUUCCAUGCACCCAGCAGCAGCAGCAGCAAGGGCUGCUGCUGCAGACGGUGUUCUCAAGUCCAUUCCAGAAGUGGCCAAUCAGCACAAAAUACGCGCAGAGCGCGACGUGUUUGGCCCAGCAGCAACGGAAGAUGCAGCAGCGACAGCAGCAGCUGCUGCAGCAGCAGCAGCUGCUGCUGCUGCUUCAGCUGGGGUGACGCUGGUUGGGGAAGCAGUGCAGCAGCAAAGAGGAGCCCAAAGAGUGGCGCCGGCCAUUAGGGCUGUAUGUACAGCUCCUUCUAUACGUUAUGUGCGUUCAGUACGCGCUGCUGCUGCUUCUGCUGCUGCUUCUGCUGCUGCUUCUGCUGCUGCAGCUCCCUUUGCAGUUGCCGAAAGCCGCCUCCAGCGAGCUGCUGUGUCGCCGUGGGGCGCAGCAGUUGCUGCAGCAGUGGCGCCUGCUGCUGCAGCAGAUAGUGCACGCCAGCUGGCUGCGGCAGAGGAGCAGUGA
Eimeria necatrix is the source of this 1620-nucleotide messenger RNA. RefSeq lists its product as hypothetical. NCBI's taxonomy places the organism in Eukaryota, Apicomplexa, Conoidasida, Eucoccidiorida, Eimeriidae. The transcript has 3 exons. The record is from RefSeq and is a predicted model, not a curated record. The coding region runs from base 1 to 1620 and encodes 539 amino acids.